GCCAUUGUUGACCACAAAGCUAAGCGGUGCCUUUUGUUCUUCCCUACCAAAGUCGCCAGCUGCCAAAGACGGUACCCCUGGAACCUAGAGAUUGCCAUGGUGGACCUCACAGGAAAAAGAAUCUUGAGGAGGUUCCAAGAUGGCGUCGUUUGUGUACAAUGGUGGUGAGCUAGAAGUGAGCGAAGACAUGAAGAAAGCUUUCAACACAGACGGCUACAUUGUGGUCAAGGGACUGUGGAGGGAGAAGGAGCUGUCUGUUGUCGAGGUCGGAGCGGACGAGAGCCGCGUGAAGGACAUCCAGACAGCCCUGGACACAGUGUACGUCCCUCUGUCUCCCGGAGACACGCUGUUCUUCCACGCCAACCUCCUGCACUGUAGCGCGCCCAACACCAGCCCCAGGCGACGCUGGGCCUUGCUCUCCUGCUAUAGCCGUGCAGACAACAAGCCGUACGACAAAGUUAUCUGCUCAGAGUACAGGCCUUUGGAGAUGACCGACAACGAGGCUGUGCUCCGGCAAGGAGUAAACUGUGACCUUGACGGCAAGGAAAUCACCAUGAAGGUCAACAAUGAGUACAAAGUUGUCCGCCCCUGACAACAAGGUCGUUGGAAGUAUUUCUGACAUCUUUGAAGUUCCUUCCCUUUGAAUAAAGUUAUUAUUGACAACUGA
Molecule: messenger RNA, 667 nt
Organism: Aplysia californica (California sea hare)
Lineage: Eukaryota; Metazoa; Mollusca; Gastropoda; Aplysiida; Aplysiidae
Product: L-proline trans-4-hydroxylase
Source: RefSeq, a predicted model, not a curated record